AUGGAGGCAGAGAAUCGCCAGAAGCAUCUCGAACGCCUGGCGCGUGUCCGCGAGAACCAGCGUCAAAGCCGAGCGCGAAAGCAGGAGUAUGUCCGCGAGUUAGAGCAGCGCUUGGCUUCGUUCAAAGUUGAAGCUCAGCGAAAAGAUAUCCAGCACCGGCUGGCCAGCCAGAAAAUCGAGGCAGAGAACCGACACCUCCGAACUCUGCUAGGAUCUCUUGGGAUCUCGGCAGAGCUAGUCCAACAGUAUCUUCAGUUGGCUGACCAGGGCACCGUGCUGAAUCGGAAAGUGGCCAUUCCCGCAAUGCAGCGACCGGCAGAGCUACCUCCAAUACCACCAUCUAGUGGCACGGGCAGUCCGCAAUCAAGCUCUACGCGAGCAAGCGCACCGACUGCGUGUAGCACAGCAACCGAACGCUCACCCUCAGAGGAAGCCUCUCGUACACCGACUACUUGUGCGCCAUUAGCUUGUGCGCCAACCACCUGCGCGCCAACCACCUGCGCGCCAACCACCUGUGCACCAGUGCAGGCUGAAACCGAAGGCCCACAACAGAGGCAAAAGCCAAAGCAUGCAGAACCCGCUCUCUGUCAAUGCCCACCAGGAAACCCAGGCAUGGACGAAGGCAAUGGCGACGUACUGAAUACUACUCUCUGUGCCAUGGCAGAAGAGUUGAUUAGCCAGUACAAUACGAGCGGGAUUGACAUUGACGAAAUCCGACAAAGACUGUGGGCCGGAUUCAGAGCCAAUUCUACAGGAGAUGGCUGCCGAGUUGAGAAUCAGGUCUUGUUCCAAGUUUUGGAUGAGAUUAGCAACAGCAUCUAA
This is a messenger RNA of Penicillium canariense, 822 nucleotides long. RefSeq lists its product as uncharacterized. The record is from RefSeq and is a predicted model, not a curated record. NCBI's taxonomy places the organism in Eukaryota, Fungi, Ascomycota, Eurotiomycetes, Eurotiales, Aspergillaceae. Bases 1 to 822 code for a protein of 273 amino acids. The transcript has 2 exons.